Molecule: messenger RNA, 684 nt
Organism: Drosophila persimilis
Lineage: Eukaryota; Metazoa; Arthropoda; Insecta; Diptera; Drosophilidae
Gene: Cpr57A
Product: cuticle protein 16.8
Exons: 3
Coding region: 55-630 (191 amino acids)
Cellular component (GO): chitin-based extracellular matrix
Molecular function (GO): structural constituent of chitin-based larval cuticle
Source: RefSeq, a predicted model, not a curated record
GCUGAACAACAGAGGCGGCACGUUAGCACACGCAGACAGACACUCAGAAGAGACAUGGCCAUGAAGCAGUUGAUGAUCAUUUUGGUCGUAUGCGCACUGAGUGCCAGCAGAGUCGCCUCAGAUGUGUCUCAUCUUGUCAACCACGAGACCCACAGUCCGGCCAAUCCGUACGUGUUUAGCUAUCAGGCUGGACGGGCGCCUGGCCAUGUGGAUCGCCAGCAUACGGAGGUGUCCGACGGUUCGGGCGUCAUCCGCGGCGCUUUCUCCUACGUGGAUCCCAAGAACCAGGUGCGCACCGUCCAGUAUGUGGCCGAUGAGAACGGCUUCCACCCUCAGUUGAGCCACAAGCUGGAGGACAGUGCCGCCGUCAAGGCAGCCAAGCGCAGACACUUCGACGCGUAUAACCGCAUUGCACAAGAGCAUGCAAGCCACACGCCCGGCCAAGCGUCUCAAGCAGCUGCCCCACACGCUAGCGCCGCUGUGGCCCAUGCCACUCAGAAGCAUCUGAGUGACUUCGAGCGCAUCGCAGCAGAGCAUGCGGCCAUCGGAGCCCAGCAGGAGGCGCAGCGCCUGGCUCUAGCUGCCCAGUCGGAGCAUGGAGAGGUGGAGGAUGGACAGUAUCAUCCUUGAGCACUCUGCAAGUAUUAAAUAAAUUAAAAUGAAAUAAACUAUGGGCUCAAUGUA